This is a messenger RNA of Drosophila rhopaloa, 704 nucleotides long. RefSeq lists its product as uncharacterized. NCBI's taxonomy places the organism in Eukaryota, Metazoa, Arthropoda, Insecta, Diptera, Drosophilidae. The coding region runs from base 68 to 637 and encodes 189 amino acids. The transcript has 4 exons. The record is from RefSeq and is a predicted model, not a curated record.
GAAAAUGUUUUCUAAGACUUUUGAAUAACAAAUAAACGGAGAGUGACUGGGCAAAAGACAACUCAGCAUGGUAAAUGCUUUGAAUGCCUUUGGUAUGGCCAUUGGAUGGAUGGACAUUGUGGGAGUGCUCUUCUUCGAACUGAUAAUGUUCUAUUUGAUGCGACGUCGUCGCUUGGCAAAAGAAGCCGCGGACGUAUCGAUUGAAGCACCAAAAGAAAAUCAGAGAAAUUCAUUGCCCAGCCUCUUGAGUAGGAAAAACCUGAACGAGAGCGAAAACGUUUGGAUAUAUUGGGGCUACUUGUUGAUGCUAAAUGUCUGGGUUGGUAUUACCCUGCUCAUGAUAGCUGGCAUCUCGUUGCACAAACCCGAGCUUAUGAUAUUUUGGUUGGUUUGGUGCGCUUGCGGUUUGGUCUUCGAUGUCCUCUUCAUUUUGUGGUGGCUUUACGAGCUCUUUGCGGGAGAUGCCAUCGAGGCGCUGACCAAUAUUCUGAUCUCCCUGCUGACCAUGGCAAUUGAGUUUGGAUUCAUCUAUGUUAUUUAUACAAUCUACAUGAACUUGUCCAACUCCCAGGAAGACUACAAAAUUGACAAGAAAUCUUUAUUUUCUGUAAUGAUGAUUGCAGAUCUAAAGCGAUGAAUUUAAAUUUAGGUUUGUUAUUUUUUCAAUAAUUAUUUUUGGCAAAAUUGUUUUUGUAUUUAACAAA